GCGUGGUGUCGAUACGUCGUGCACCCCAAUCCUGGAAGUUUUCCGCAACCCCACCUUGCCUAACUCCGUCCUUAGCCUGAUGAUGUGACCAUAAGUUGGUGUUGAUCCUUCUUAGCCCAACCCACCCUUUGAUCAGCUUGCACGUGGAUCUGUAAUCCUGCAAGUUGGGGGGGGUUGGUGGAGAGGGGAGGCAGCACACUUUUCCUGAAGAGACCAGGAUUCUUUUGCACAUCUGACAAACAGCAGCAUUUACUGCAUUGAGAAACUGAGAGAGAUGGGUUUUGGUGAAAAAGAUGUAAUGGAUAUAAAAGGAACCGAAAAGAAAGAGGAAUCUUUUCCACUGGAUUCAAAUGCAGUGGAGAAUGGGGCAGUUACUGAAAACACCACAGGAAGUAAAGCCAAAGCAGGAGCCACUUGGAUUCAUCCUGCAUAUGUACUAGGAAGCUGCAUACUUAAUAUCCUGCUGAUCAUCGUCAUCAUUGUGUUAUUGGCCCUCUUAGCACUGUGGAAAAGAAGACAACCACCAUCGCCUGCUGAUCCUGUAGUUCUAGUGCUCUCCUGUCCUGAUGGCUGGGUUGGAUACAGAAGGAGAUGCUACUAUUUUGCCGAUGAAGAAAAAGACUGGGAGUCUAGCAAGAACAACUGUUCAGCGUUCAAUGCCUCCUUAACUGUGGUUGACUCCCAGGAAGAGAUGACCAGGAAUGUUUUUCCCAUUUAUUGUUAAAAGUCAGCUGAUGUGCAUUUUUAGCCAAAAUUUGUGUCUUGACAAUGUCUUAA
Molecule: messenger RNA, 777 nt
Organism: Pogona vitticeps (central bearded dragon)
Lineage: Eukaryota; Metazoa; Chordata; Lepidosauria; Squamata; Agamidae
Source: RefSeq, a predicted model, not a curated record